This is a messenger RNA of Salvia hispanica, 1724 nucleotides long. RefSeq names its product UPF0481 protein At3g47200-like. The record is from RefSeq and is a predicted model, not a curated record. NCBI's taxonomy places the organism in Eukaryota, Viridiplantae, Streptophyta, Magnoliopsida, Lamiales, Lamiaceae.
CGCCCAAAAAAAAAACAUGAGAGACCUAAAUAUCGCAACACACAACAACACACUGCUGGCACACAUAAUGGCCGACGACGAACAACCCCAGCCCAAAAUGCAAUGGGUAGCCAAGACCAACAAGGCCCUCGAAGAUCUCCCCAACCCCUCGGUCGAGUCGGCCCGCUGGGGCAAGCGGUCGAUCUACCGGAUCCCGGCCUCCGUGACCGACGCCAACUCCCGGGCCUACAAGCCGCAGAUCGUCUCCUUGGGGCCCUACCACCACGGGAGCAGGCACCUGAGUGAGAUGGAGGAGCACAAGCGGCGCGCGCUCCUCCAUUUCCUCAAGCGCUCCAGUAGGCCCCUCCAGGCCUACGUGGACGCCCUGGCCCCCGUGGCGCAGGACCUCAAGGACGCCUACGACCGGCUCGGGGCGGAUUGGCGCGAGGACACGGACAAGUUCCUCGAGCUCAUGGUCGUGGACGGGUGCUUUGUGUUGGAGAUAGUCCGUGUCACCGUGGCCGCCACGCUGACUGGGGGCUCGGACGCUCUCACGUCCCAGAUGCCAGUGGCAUACCAGGCCCAGGUCCAGCCCAGGGCGGCCGUGGCUGGAGAAUACGCGGAUAAUGAUCCGAUCUUCAGCAAGCACGGCGCGCUCUACAUUGUGCCGCAUCUAAUGCGGGACAUGCUGAUGCUCGAGAAUCAGCUGCCGCUGCUUGUGCUCGAGAAGCUCGUGGCCGUGCAGAAUGACAUUUUUAUCAAGGAGCGCAAGGAUCUGAUCAAAGACAUCCUAAUAUUCUUCCAACAAGACAUUUCCGUCACACACCAACAUAAGUUCAACCACUGCCUCCACAUACUCGACAUAUACCGCAAGAGCCUCCUGCUCGAGGAGCCGCAACAGAAGGCGGGGGCCGUGGCCCCUUCCGACCAGGGUGGAGAGGACAUCAUCCGCUCGGCCACAGAGCUGAAAGAGGCCGGGAUCCGCAUCAAGCGGAGCAACUCCCGAAGCCUCAAAGACAUCACGUUCCGCAGAGGGGUGCUUAGCCUCCCCCACAUCGUGGUGGACGACGCUCUCGAGUCGCUCUACCUGAACCUCAUCGCGUUCGAGCGCUUCCACGUCGGCGCGGGCAACGACCUCACCUCGUAUAUUUUCUUCAUGGACAACAUCAUCGACAGCGCGAUGGAUGUCAGCCUGCUCCACUCGUGCGACAUCAUACAGAACGCGCUCGGCAGUGACAAGGCCGUCGCGAAUCUCUUCAACUCACUGUCGAAGGACAUCACGCCUGACCGCGGGAGCUACCUCGGACAGGUUCACAAGCAGGUAAGCAAGUACUGCCAGAAGCCAUGGCACCAGUAUAGAGCUAACCUUAUGCACACCUACUUCACCAAUCCGUGGGCCAUUCUCUCCGUCAUCGCCGCGAUCUUCCUCUUUGCCCUCACCAUUGUUCAGACUAUUUACGGUGUCUUAAGUUACGUCAAUCCUCGUGCUUAAUGCUUGCAAUUUCUCUUCACAUCUUGGUUUUCUCUGGCCUUGUUUGCUUUGGCUUGUGAUUUUCUUUUCUGUGGGCGUGUGUGUGUGAACGAAUGUGAUGGUUGAUGCAAAUCUGUAUGUGGUUAUUCACUUGAAUGGGCAUCAUGUGCUUUGAAUAGCAGUUUGUAUUUUUCAUUUCUAAUGGGAUAGAGGGAGUAGGUCGGUUGAGUGGUCGGGCUGAUCCAUCAAUAAAGCAAAGCGGGUUUUAGUUGGA